Molecule: messenger RNA, 421 nt
Organism: Acanthoscelides obtectus
Lineage: Eukaryota; Metazoa; Arthropoda; Insecta; Coleoptera; Chrysomelidae
Source: the annotation of a GenBank genome assembly
UAUAAGGUCUUGCUUCGGAGAAAAAGGUAGAAGUAUAAGCAUAUCCUUGUAUUCAUAUUCAUAAUGAUUACCUUAUACUCGCGAGGAUAUCCUCCAAGAAGAAGUAAAAGGUUGACUGCGACAUGUCCUGACUUGUUCCAGCUUGUAGUUGACGUGGGAGUUUGUUCACUCAGCAUCACUGCCAGUUGUACUCCAGAGCUUACACAGACCGUUCCGUAUUUUUACUGGAUACAGUUUUUUAACAAAUUAAUAAGCAUGUCAUCCUCAAGUGAUGAGGAAACUAUAGAAAAUAAUGGCAACGACCUGCAGUUCAUCGCAGAUGAAAUUGCCAUUGCUCCCAUUAUUUUGCAAAAUUAAAAAUGAGAAAGGACGAUGUCUUGAAGAAGAUGUUGAAAAAAUACGAAUAAACAUUUUGUAAACC